GCAGUCAUUCCCGAAUCACACGUGGUUGUUGUGAUAGUGAGUGAGUGCGCAUAUUCUAGACAGCCAUGGCCGAUGUCGUUGACCGGCAAGGGGGGGCGGAAUUGGCUACCCCCGCCGUGGGAGAUAGAAUGCAGCAGGCGGUGUCCAGUGAAGGGGAGAAGGGAGCGGAGGCAUGGCCGGAGGCACUUCGUCGAAACACUUCUAUAUUUGAAGAAUGGGAGAUCUCCUUGCUGCACAUGCUCCUGGCUGAAGGGCAAGAACAUCUUUUUGCACAUUGGCCAAGUGCUGGGCAUCAAGAUGCCGACAAACAUCGAUUCUUCAAGCAGAUCAAUACAUGGCGCCCAUCCUCCCUCCCUGUCAGCCAACAGAUAUGGAGGAUGGCGCAGCACUUCCUCACUUUCGUGGAGACAGCAGCUGAUUACACGUGCCGUCGCCAGGUUCCAAGCGGUGAGCGACUUCAGUUUGCAACUGAGGAGUUCAUCGCAUUUGAACGCGAGGGAGUGAAAGCAGCCGGGGAUGCAGCAUUUGUUCUGGUUGCAGGUGGACUCGGGGAGCGGCUGGGUUACAGCGGCAUCAAGGUCGCACUUCCAUGUCAGACCACAACUGGCGUCUGCUUUCUCCAGCUCUAUAUUGAGAGCAUCCUUGCUUUGCAAGAUGCGAGCCGUCGAGGAUCCGAAGGUUCGAACUUUGUCCGCCGCAUUCCUUUGGUUAUCAUGACUUCUGGUGACACACAUUGGAAAACUGAGGCAUUGCUGAAAUCAAAUCGGUACUUUGGCAUGGACGAAGAUCAAGUUAUCCUUCUUAAGCAGGAAAAAGUUGCGUGCUUGGAAGAUAACGAUGCAAGAAUGGCACUUGAACCAUCCAACAUGUUUGCCAUCCAGACAAAGCCCCAUGGCCAUGGUGAUGUGCACAGGCUUCUGUACACGAGCGGCCUCUUGCCGAAAUGGAAGACUGCAGGGUUGAAGUGGGUGCUAUUUUUCCAGGACACAAAUGGACUCCUUUUUAAGUCAAUACCAGCUUCACUGGGAGUAAGCGCUACACGAGGCUAUGAUGUGAAUUCGAUGGCUGUCCCGAGGAAGGCAAAGGAGGCCAUAGGAGGCAUUACCGAGCUGACACAUACGGACGGAAGGAGAAUGGUCAUAAAUGUGGAGUAUAAUCAGCUCGACCCGCUGUUGAGAGCCACAGGUCGCCCGGAAGGUGAUGUCAAUGAUGAAUCAGGGUUCUCUCCGUUCCCCGGAAACAUCAAUCAGCUCGUUCUGAAACUGGAUAGCUAUUUGGAAGAGCUCGCGAAGACAAAGGGUGCAAUUGCGGAGUUUGUGAAUCCAAAAUACAAGGAUGCCACCAAGCAGUCGUUCAAGUCACCCACACGAUUGGAGUGCAUGAUGCAAGAUUACCCAAAGACGCUUGAUCCAACAGCAAAAGUUGGAUUCACCGUGGUGGAUGUCUGGCUCAGCUAUUCGCCGGUGAAGAACAAUGCAAAAGAUGCGGCUGCCAAGAUUGCCACUGGGACUCCUCCUCAUAGUGCGACAUCUGGUGAGAUGGACGUUUACAGAUCGAACUGUCGGAUCCUUCGGCAGGCUGGUGUGAGUAUUGAAGACCCAGCUCCUGCCACUUUCAAUCAACAGCAAGUGGAAGUGUGGCCCAGAAUCGUAUGGUCACCUCGGUGGGCACUCACGUAUGCUGAUGUCAAGGAGAAGGUUCCUGAAGGAGGAAGAGUAUCCAUAUCUCAGAGAUCCACUCUCGUGAUCGAUGGCCCUGACGUCAUUCUGGAAGAUCUUCAUCUUGAUGGAGCGCUCAUCAUAAAGGCUGUUCCUGGUGCAAAGAUUCGGGUGUCCGGUUUAACUGUGAAAAACAGCGGAUGGGACUUGGAUCCUUUGCGAUGCGGAAGCGGCGAAAGCGCUGAUUGCGAGUCUGUACCGGAAGUGCUCCGGAUGCGAGGCUUCCAGACCAGCAAGAAGGAUCAUCAAGAAGUCGUAGUCGAGAGGCCAGGCGAGCACCUUGUGUCGAACUAACUUUUUGGGAAGAUUUUUGUUGGGACACUUUUCAUUUUUUGAAUUUUUUUUUGUAUUCAUUCCCGGAUCGGGAAAAUUUCAUAGCAGGUUUUGGAUAUGCGUUUUUGAAUUACAAUUUUUUAUUAUUUUUUCAAGAUUUAAUAAACAGUAAUUCAUACU
Molecule: messenger RNA, 2171 nt
Organism: Chara braunii
Lineage: Eukaryota; Viridiplantae; Streptophyta; Charophyceae; Charales; Characeae
Source: the annotation of a GenBank genome assembly